GUGUAGAACGAAUAUUAAAACAGCAUUGAUCUUAGGUAAGUGAGCGUUUCUUAUCUCUAUGUUUGGUAAGCGCAACCAUGACCAGCGGGACGUUCCAUUACUUUGCUUACGGCAGUAAUUUAUUAGCGAAGAGAAUUCACAUCCAGAAUCCAACGGCCGUACGGAAAGGGUUCGGUUAUCUCAAGGAUUUUAGUUUGGAUUUUUUCCAUUACGCAGCUCGAUGGCGAGGUGCACCUGCUACAAUAGUGGAACAAGAGGGAAAGAAGGUGUGGGGUGCCAUAUGGGAGAUAGACAAUAUCAAUUUAGCUGAUUUAGAUCGACAGGAAGGAGUUCAUAAUAGUGUGUACAAAGCUUUAACGCUGCCCGUCGUGUUGCCCAACGGGACAACACUCGACUGCCGUGUUUAUCAGUUAGUUCGCAAUCCAUGCUAUUUAGCACCGGACGCGGAAGACCGACCCUAUGAAAGGCAGCCUUCGAAAACGUACAUGAACAUUAUCAUCAACGGAGCCAAAGAAACGGGACUUCCAGACGAUUACCUUGCGCUGUUAAAAAGAAUUAAGCAUAAUGGGAACACUGGUGAUCCACAGCUUUCGCUAGAAUUAGAAAGACCUAUCGAAGAUCUGUGA
Anopheles maculipalpis is the source of this 626-nucleotide messenger RNA. RefSeq names its product gamma-glutamylcyclotransferase-like. Gene Ontology annotation, molecular function: gamma-glutamylcyclotransferase activity. The coding region runs from base 78 to 626 and encodes 182 amino acids. The transcript has 3 exons. NCBI's taxonomy places the organism in Eukaryota, Metazoa, Arthropoda, Insecta, Diptera, Culicidae. The record is from RefSeq and is a predicted model, not a curated record.